Molecule: messenger RNA, 3687 nt
Organism: Rhipicephalus microplus (southern cattle tick)
Lineage: Eukaryota; Metazoa; Arthropoda; Arachnida; Ixodida; Ixodidae
Source: RefSeq, a predicted model, not a curated record
GUUAUUUUGACGUCUACGCCAUUGAGUUUUCUGUGUGGUCCAAUCUAGGUGUAACCUGGCAUGGAGUCCGCCAUUAAGCAGUCGUGAGAAAAGUCGACGCGAACUUGGCGCGCGUCUGCCCCAUUUUUGAGCAUGGUUGGUUUCUGUUGCGUACCGUCGUGCCACCAGAGGUUUGUGAAGCAAAAGAGUAGCCCCGAAUGCUCAUUCGAAGAAAAGGUUUCGUUCGUUCGCCUGCCCUACAGAAACGAGGAGCUGCUCCAGAAGUGGCUGGAGGCCAUCACGAGGGACGAGGACAAGGAAGUAAAGUUUAACUACGCUACAGUACUGUGCUCGAAGCACUUUGACGAGGAUGACUUCUAUCGCGGCUACGUGAAUGGCAGGCGGCAUCUCAAGGAUGGCGCGGUGCCCCACGUUUUCACAUGCAGGGCAUCUAAGAAACGCCGUGUCAAACCUCAGCAUCCCGUUCCCAACGCAGCUGCGCUCAUCAAGGAAGUCAUGGGCGUUGCCAGGUACCGCCUGGUGCACGGACAGCUUGAACAGGUCCCAUCUUCGAUUCCUGUGGUCACGACGGAUGCGAAGCCGGACCAUGAUUAUGGCUUGGCUUCCAGCGCAGACUCCGCUAUCAUUACAGACAAUGGUGAAGAUGAAGCUGUGGAGAUGGCAGCUAUGGAUUACAACACUGCGAUUAUGGAUCCUGUGCACACCUACUGCAAGCCAAAGCCCAUGAGUGGAAUAGAGGAAGAAGUCGGUGCGGAACCUUACCGCAGUUGCUCCGACGAGCCAACUGAGCUGUUGAACAUAGAUACAGUUGCCCCAACAUCAAUGUCCCAUUGCGCCAUGCCCAUGAUAGGUUCCAGCGUUGACGAUGAGAGAACUUUGGACUUGGAUACAAUGACAAUCGAUUUUGAAUACACCGAUAAGCACAUCAAUUCAGAUCAGGAGAUGGCCAUUCUUCUGGACGAUGUCUCAGAAAUUCACUUGGAAACAAUCAGAAAAGUUCCCAUAGAAUUUCUUGGACCACCCAGCCAGGCCAUGCGUGGUCCUGUCCAAUGGGAGGACGCUCACUCCGGCAGUAGUGAACAGUCUCCCGAGUUGGAAGGGCUUCCAAGGCGGGUCUUCGAGCUGGAAAAGGAGAUUGAACGGAUGAACCGUGUUGUGGAGUGGUACAGCCAGCAUGCCACUGACACAAAAAAGGAAAAGGAUCAGCUGGCAAAGAAAGCAGCGUUACUUGAGCAGAAGUGCAGUAACCUUGAAAAGUGGCGCUUCACGAUCGAGAACCUUCGGCAAAAACCGAAGGACCUGCAUUUUUAUACCGGACUUCCGGAUUACACGGCGUUCGAGGACUUAUUCCAGGGCUUGAUCGGCAGUAGGGUCGAGAGGUUAGCGAAGUUAAGGGCCGAAGAACGAGUGUCUAAACGCGACAAGCUGUUCAUGUUCCUCGUUCAAUGGCGUCUGGGACUGCCCGAGCGAGACCUGGCCUUCCGGUUCCAUCUGUCGCAUGCCACCAUCUCUCGUAUGUGUCUCAAGUGGAUCAAGUUCAUCUACCAGGGCCUGGGCCGUCUCCGUUCCUGCCGUCGUCUGUGCAGAAAAGGUCCAGCACCGACGUGUAGCACGACGGAACUGGUUGGUGACUGCAACAAGAGUACUGCCGGCUCUGAUUCGAGGCAGGGAGAGCUUUCGGACACAGGCAGAGUGGUGCAGUCGCUUUCCUCGAAUACCGCAACAAUAUUCGUAUGCCCUGCCAUGGACGCGGAACUUACGAGAAAGGUCACCCAGGCAUACGAUCCUCAGGAAGGUGCGUGCAGUGACGGCAGCGUAGACAUAGAAGUUGUUGACAUGUUAUGCGACGCAGGCCUUCCGUUGAACUUAUCGCGGCUUUUGUGUCAACACCGGAUGCCCGGCGGCAGUCUGCCAACGGAGGACGAAAUUAUGUCCCUGCGUGACGAUGUGGAGCGUGCAAUCCCAGAGAUACAAAACUAUCGCAUAUUCUAUCAGCCCCUCUCGCCAUCUCUGCUUCCAUUGGCCCUUAGACUGCUAGCAAUAUGCGUGGUGCUCACGAAUUUCUCAAAGUCCUGAUUUUAAUUUCCCGGCUAGCGGCUUGGUGCCUUCAAGCGUGGAACUGGGCAGUUUGGCAAAAAGUUUGUGAAAGUUGUGACAUUAGAGCAGCGUCAUUGGCCACAUAUCAAGCUGGUAUGCGCAGCAGUGCAUCUUGCAGUUGCUUACACAUAGCUGUGUCAUGUGUCUUGAACGAAUGUUGCACUCUGUAUGGGAUAACAUGGCACGUAAUGUGUGUGCUUCAGUAUAAACAGCAAGGUAGCUGCAGAAGGGUUGCAUGUGCCCUUCAAAAAGCAGAUGACUGUGAUAAACUUACAAAAUAAACAAGUUAGCUAUGACAGAAGGUUAUGCUGUCAUGGCUGUCAAGUCAAGCCUACAUUAGAUUGGCUUAUGUACUAUGUGAUUGAUGCACAAUAUUGGUACCGUAAGAACAGCCAAAAUAUGUCCAAUGCUGUGUUUCAUGUGUCCUGUCUACUUACAAAUAAAGUUCAGAAACAGGUUUCAUAGAGUAAAAAGUAGUUUGUCCGAAAAUGUGAUGGUGUACAACUUAUUUUCAGAGUCUGUAAUGUAAGAAUUGUCACAGAAUCUGGUGACAAGCACAAAGGUCGAGCUUUAAAAUUUAAAUUACAGGCCAUUUUGAUUGGUUUUAGGUUCUAAAAUGCUGAAUGUAACGUAUUAUGGUCUUCAGUGCUGUUGUGCAGAGCUAAAAAGUAUGUUUCUUCAAAAGUUUACAGACCCUGGAUCCUCCAAGAAAGCAUAACUUUAUUGCUGUUUCAGUGUCCAGCUACACUAUUGGCCACUGGCACAGGUAGUGAAUCCACGCACGUGACGGUAUUCUGGAAUCCGUAUUUUCUCGUUGGGGGGAGGGGGGCUGACUGUUUCUUGGGACUUGUAUUCAUCGUGUACUUACUUGCCCUGGCUGCCAUAUUGUUUCCAGUGCAUUCAAACAGCUGUACACUGUCGUCCUUUAUGAAAGGAAACACGUGAGAGCGUGGCCUGCACUCUGCGGUGGCCUCGCAGUUGAUGAUGGGGGUGACCCAUCAUCAACUGACAGCAAAAGAAAAGACGCUGGCUUGUGGCGUUGGCUUUGCAAAGACGCUGGCUUUGCAUCUAUUGGCAAACAAAAUGACGAGUUAUGGCCGCUGCACAAGUGCUGCAAGAUACUGUAGGCAGCCGUUGUAGAGAGCAGGUCACGCGAUCGUGUGUUCCCUUUCAUAAAGAAUGACGGUGUACAUACUUUACCAAAAGCAUGUGGACCAGGUGCCCGGAAAUGGCUUGAUGCAUCAGCUUGUACCUGAAAUAAGUGGCUGCAGGGCAUAGUUUGCAUUGACAUCAUUGAAAUGCAAUAACCAGCUUUAACUUUGUCAAUCUUGGUUUCCAGGAAUUUAUUUAGUUAUUUCAAAACUGCUAUCUUGCAUGUUCUUAUCGAUUCUAGUUGCGCAUGCCUCUGUGAGAAAAGUACCAAAGUGUUCCCUCUGAACUAGGGCUUUCUUUCACAAAAGUCUGUUUAGUUAUGUAUAGAGCUGUUGAACUGCUACGCAACUGUAAUUUGUUACAGCGUUAGCAAGUGGCUAUAAAAGUAAAUUUACAUUAGUUAUCUCCAUGGCAAUAAAUUCCUGUUUUUGACUACAA